AUGCUGCUGGAUACUGGUUCUGAGCUGUCGUUCGCUACAAGGGAGCUAGUCAAGAAGCUAAGCUUACCGAUUUCUCCAGCUGUGCUACCGGUGGUUGGUAUCAGUGGUUCAACCUCUGCCUCGAAUGGGUUCUCUCAAUUUUCUCUCAAGUCUCUGCACUUCAGCAAUCAGCUUCUUGUUAAGGCCUACGUUUUCCAUAGCCUCACUUCGUCGUUGCCGUCGUUCUCCGCCUCUCAACCUCACCAUUGGGAGCAUCUCCGAGGUUUGCAGCUAGCGGAUCCACACUAUCUGACGUCAAGACCCGUCGAUCUUCUCGUUGGCGCAGAUUUCUUGGGAUCGAUAGUGGAGCCGCAGAUCAUCAAGGGGCCAUCCGAUUCUCCUAUUGCGAUGCUGACUCUCUUCGGGUGGGUGGUGCUCGGGCCUACCUCUGCAGUGACGUCGGCGGCGAGCUUCCAUCACGUCUCUGUCAGCAACGAGGAACUUAGCGAGCUUUUCACCUCGUUCUGGCAGCAGGAGGAGGUAUCUGCGGCGGAGGGCAAGGACGUCGCUCUCACGAAGAAAGAGGCAGAGUGUGAGGAGUUCUUCCAGCGCACCCAUACUCGAGAUCGCUCGGGGCGCUAUAUUGUUCGUCUGCCUCUCGUUCGCUCUCCCGCAGAGCUCGGGGAUUCUCUAGGCUGCACGAGGGCGUGCCUCGCGAGCCUGCUUAGGAAGUUGGAGAAAAAUCAAGGAUUUCUGCAGCUUUAUUGUGAAUUUCUCAAGGAGUACGAAGAGUUGGGGCAUGGUGUGUGUUCCGGCUGUACCUGUCUCAUGCGACUCUCGGAUCUUGGACCGUCAACCUGGCGAGAUGACCUUGGCACAUGGGGCUUCGGCCUCAGGAGGGUUGAGGGUCUCCGAGGGCGGGCGGUCAUACCAGGAUUCCGGUCAGAUGAAACUACGAAGCUGAGGGUAGUGUUUAAUGGUUCCAGUAAGAGUAGCUCCGGAGUGUCUCUCAACGACAUCCAGCAUACUGGGGCCAAGCUGCAACGCAACAUCUCUGAUGUACUGCUCUGGUCUCGACAGAGCAGGUACAUCUUUAUGACGGACAUCACGAAGAUGUUCCGUCAGAUCAAGGUGCAUCGGGAGGACUGGCCUCUCCAACAGAUUUUGUGGCGUGAUUCUCGGGGCCACAUCUGCACCUAUCAGCUCACCACCGUCACCUACGGCACCAAGUCUGCUCCAUUCCUCGCCUGUAGGGUUCUCGAUCAGCUGGUCAAGGACGAAGGGCAUCGGUUCCCUCUAGCCGUUUCCCCCUUGAGCAGCGGAAGACAUGUGGACGACCUCUGUGGUGGAGCUGACGAGGAGGACGAUCUCCAUUUCGUAGCUCAGCAAGUGGCAGAGCUCUGCUGGGCUGGGGGAUUCCCUCUAGCGAAGUGGCACUCGAACAGUCCGUCUCUACUUCGUGCUCUGACGCCGGGAGGGUUCUCUCAGAGUCCGAAGCCGCUAGAGGACUCGACCACCAAGAUUCUCGGGUUGAAAUGGGAUACAACCGACGAUCGAUUGGGGUUCUCCAUCGAGCUCUCAGUCGGCGUGAAGCCAUCGAAGAGGAUUGUGCUGUCGGAGAUUGCGCAGCUCUUCGACUCUCUAGGGCUGCUCUCACUGGUGGUGAUUCGUGCCAAGGCUCUUCUGCAGCAACUGUGGCUGGAGAAAUGGGACUGGGACGAGGAGUUGCCGGGGCAUCUGGUCCAGAAGUGGGUUCGGUUCCGGGAAGAACUGUCCCAGGUGGAUCAACUCUCGAUCCCGCGGUGGAUGGGAUGUAGGAAGGAUUCUCGGGUGGAGAUCCAUGGAUUCUCUGAUGCGUCCCUACUAGCGAUGUCGGCGGUGGUCUAUUUGAAGGUGACGAGUGCGGAUGGUGUCAGCAUCUCCUUAGCUGUCGCUAAGACUAAGGUGGCUCCUCUCAAGAAGCUCACCAUCCCGCGUCUGGAGCUCAACGCCGCGGUCAUCCUAGCUAAGCUCACAAGGUAUGUGAUUGAGCAGCUCAACCUUGAUGGUGCUCCGGUCCAUUUAUGGACGGACUCCGCUGUUGCUCUGGCGUGGAUUUGCGCUCAUCCUUCCAGGUGGAAGGAAUAUGUCCACAACAGAGUAACCGUCGUUCAGGAGCUGAUGCAAGAAGCCAAUUGGAGAUACGUCAGUGGGAAGGAGAAUCCGUCUGAUUGUGCAUCUCGGGGCAUCUCGGUGGCGCAACUUAAUGGCCAUCAUCUGUGGUGGACGGGCCCAAAAUGGCUACGGAAGGAGGCGUCUCAGUGGCCAAGUGGGAGAGCAACGUUGGACCCGGCUAGAGAUUUAGAGGAGAAGCCGAGGGUGACUCUAGCCGCUUCCCUCGGAAGAGCAAGUCUCUGGGAUCUCUGUUCGCGGUAUUCCUCUCUCUACAAGUUGCUGAGGAUCACAGCAAUUUGCCAAACGGUUGUGGGGAAUAUGCUGCGGAAGCUGGAAAGGAAGAGGGGCAUCAUCGUUCCAGCAGGGUUCAGCCCUGGAAGCAUUGAGGCAGCUCGGCUUUAUUGGGUCAAGGCGACUCAAGCCUAUCAUCUCCAAGCCGAGUGUGACAUCAUCUCUCACGGAUUGCAGUUGAAGAAGUCUCAUCCGUUGACCAAGCUCACCGCCUUCAUUGACCAACAGGGGGUUCUCAGAGUCGGCGGGCGGUUAAAGUUCUCUACUCUAGGACCAGAGAGUAGGCAUCAGGCCAUCAUCCCUCAAGGCUUAGUGCUCCCAGAGCUCAUCAUCAGGGACUCUCAUCAGCGGACGCUGCACGGUGGGACUCAGCUCACCUUGGCACCUCUCCGGAGGUCUUACUGGAUUAUUGGGGGUCGUCUACCAGUAAGAUCCUUCAUCCUCAAGUGCGUGGAGUGCGCACGUCAUCGGGGGAUCCGCGCUCAGCAGCUGAUGGGUCAGCUUCCGGUGGCACGUCUGGUGUCGGAUCGUGCUUUCUCCAACACUGGUGUGGAUUAUGCCGGACCAGUGUCUAUCAAGACUUGGAGGGGACGUGGUCACAAGACCCAGAAGGGUUGGUUGGUGAUUUUCGUGUGCAUGGCCACGUCCGCUCUCCAUCUGGGAGCUGGCACGGACUACACCGCUGAUGGGUUCAUCGCCGCCUACCGAAGGUUCGUGAGUCGUCGGGGAUACUGCAGACACUUGUACAGUGACUGUGGGACCAACUUAAUCGGGGCGGAUAAGGAGCUGAAGAAGUUGUUCUCCGCUGGAGCUAAGGAGUUCCAGCAUCUCCCUGCAGUAUGUCUCAAGGAUGGAACGUGUUGGACCUUCAAUCCCCCUGGAGCCCCUCAUUUCGGGGGAAAAUGGGAAGCAGCGGGCAAAUCGGUGACACACCAUCUCGCUCGAACGGUUCGAGUUACGGCUCUCACGUUCGAGGAGCUCUCUACGCUGCUGUCCCAGAUUGAAGCCGUCCUCAACUCCAGGCCUCUACAAUCGCUCGCGAAAGAUCCUGACGAUGUGUCCUGCCUCACCCGGGGCACUUCCUCAUUGGAGAAGCUCCAAUAG
This is a messenger RNA of Diachasmimorpha longicaudata, 3528 nucleotides long. RefSeq lists its product as uncharacterized. The transcript has 2 exons. Lineage: Eukaryota; Metazoa; Arthropoda; Insecta; Hymenoptera; Braconidae. Gene Ontology annotation, molecular function: nucleic acid binding. Bases 1 to 3528 code for a protein of 1175 amino acids. The record is from RefSeq and is a predicted model, not a curated record.